AUGUACCCAGAUCCAUCUGGUACAGAAAACAUAUUUUCGGGAAGGCCUCAACACACCCUUCCGGCAAUCGCUUUCCCGCAAGAAAACAAGCACGGGAUCUCCCAUCCGUUGUCGAUUCUCGCUGGAUUUAGACGAUUGUUGUUCACAGCAAAAUUGAUAUGCAUUUGUUUGUCCAACUCUAGAUCUCUCCCACUCCCAUCAUUUGCACGCCUCUCUCGCACCACCCUAUCAACCUCCGUCAUUCACAACAACGCCUCAGAAACAAUGAAAACCAACCUCUUUCUCAAGGGCGACGUCCUUACCAACUCGCCCCGGCGCAGCGAAGAAAUUCAGCGCGUUCUGUGCAACGUUGGGAAAAUCAAGAACAACGUAGAGACUUCUUUCGGCGAGCAUCAGUGGGCGGUCGUCAUAUUCAACGGCCUCCAUACUUCGAGGACUCGUCAACGUCACUCGACAGUUUUUGGGUUCGUCCAGGGCGGCAAACGCUAUUUUUUUCAAUGUUGGACAGCCCACAUUUUUGAAGAUGGACGUACGGAGAUGUUCUCCGAUUACGACCGCGAGCUCGAUCUUCAAGACUUGACGCCUAUCAACUUCGUCGCCCCCAACGGUUCCGUCAAGCACACUGUAAUCUACGAAACGGAUGGCCGUUAUACGAUGGAGUAG
Molecule: messenger RNA, 663 nt
Organism: Laccaria bicolor S238N-H82
Lineage: Eukaryota; Fungi; Basidiomycota; Agaricomycetes; Agaricales; Hydnangiaceae
Exons: 3
Coding region: 1-663 (220 amino acids)
Source: RefSeq, a predicted model, not a curated record